Messenger RNA from Hypomesus transpacificus, 3578 nucleotides. Its product is annotated as zinc finger protein 599-like. Gene Ontology annotation, molecular function: DNA-binding transcription factor activity; RNA polymerase II cis-regulatory region sequence-specific DNA binding. Gene Ontology annotation, biological process: regulation of transcription by RNA polymerase II. NCBI's taxonomy places the organism in Eukaryota, Metazoa, Chordata, Actinopteri, Osmeriformes, Osmeridae. The transcript has 3 exons. Bases 128 to 2155 code for a protein of 675 amino acids. The record is from RefSeq and is a predicted model, not a curated record.
AACCGGUACCACGUUAUUCCAAGUGGAGAGAAUGCCGAAGUCCACCAUUUUGUCUGCAUCUGUGCUUUUGGCGAGGAGAUUCAGGAGCUAACGUUGUUGUGUAAACUAUCAGUUUUCCACCGUGAAAAUGUCUAAACUAAAUGUGUUUAGAGAAUGUAUCAGUGAGAUAUUAUCAGCGGCAGCUUUAGAGAUUUUCGGAGUUAUUGAAAAAACGCUUAUCGAGUACAACGAAAAAAUCUUACGUUCCGAGGAGGAGAUGAAGCGGCUACCAAGGCUGUUGAACGUUGUUACUCAACCCAAUAUUGCAGCUCCUCUGUCCCCAGAAGUGCAGCAGCUCUCUCUCCCGGAGCCCCCACAGAUUAAAGAGGAACAGGAGCUGUGGACCAGUCAGGAGGAGGAGCAGCUCCAAGGACUGAUGUCUGAAACUACAGACUCCAUGUUCACCAGGGACUCCAACUUGCAUAUCAGAGCAUUUCUCAGUGAGAGAUUAACAACAGCAGCUUCAGAGAUUUUCGGGGCCAUUGAAAUAACAUUGGCUGAGUACCAAGAAGAAAUCUCUCGUUCUGAGGAGGAGAGGAAGCGGAUACAGCGGCUGUUUGACGUUGUUGCUCAACCUGAGAUCAAGCUACACCGAACAGAUGUGCAGCAGCUCUCUCUCCCGGAGCCCCCACAGAUGAAAGAGGAAGAGGAGCUGUGGACCAGUCAGGAGGAAGAGCAGCUCCAAGGACUGCAGUCUGAAACUACAGACUCCAUAUUCACCUCUCUCAGUGUGAAAUAUCUUGACCAAACUCUCCAAGUGGACAACAGAGAAGAAGACUCUCUACCCACCAACACAACUGAGGAGCAAGUCAAAGCAGAGACUGAUGAACAACACUGUGCAGCACCAGAACCAGGCAGUGACUCUCAGUCCCUCUCUGUUGUAGCUCCAGACUGUCCUGCAGCUCAUAGUUUGGAGGAGGAGGAGGAACAUGGAGGAGUGAUGCCUGUGCUAGAAACAGUCAAAUCAAGCAGAAAAAGGAAGAAGAACAUGACUCUGCCAAUGGAAGGUACUUCACAGGGAAGUCACACAGGAGAGAAACCUAAUCAGUGUUUAGAAUGUAACAAAAUAUUUAGUAGCAAAUAUUAUGUCCUUGCUCACAUGAGGACGCACACUGGAGAGAAACCUUAUCAGUGUCUAGAAUGUAACAAUGCUUUUAGACAUAAAGCUUCUUUGGUUUUUCAUAUGAGGACGCACACAGGAGAGAAACCUUUUCAGUGUCCACAAUGUAGCAAACGUUUUGUUAGAAAGGGUGGUUUGGUUCAUCACAUGAAGACACACACAGGAGAAAAACCUUAUCAGUGUCCACAUUGUAGCAAAUUAUUUACUCAAAAGGAUCAUCUGGUUGCACACAUGAGGACAUACAACACGGAAGAGAAAGAUUUUCAGUGUCAUGAAUGUAACCAAAGAUUUUGUCGAAAGUACAACUUGGUUGAACACAUGUGGACACACAAGGGAGAGGAACAGGAGCAGUGCAACAGCAAGGAGAAAGAUCAGCUCCAAGGUCUGCAGUCUAAAACUACAGACCCUGGAAUAACUUUUCUCAGUGUGAAACAGGAGAGGUCCUCUGAAUAUUCACAUCUUGACCAAGCUGUCCAAGUGGACAACAGAGAAGGAGACUCUCUACCCACCAACACAACUGAGGAGCAAAUCAAAGCAGGGACUGAUGAACAAGACUCCCAGCCCCUCUCUGAUGUAGCUCCAGACUGUCCUGAGGCUCAGAGUUUGGAGGCGGCGGAACAUGGAGGAGUGACGCCUUUGCUAGAAACAGUCAAAUCAAGCAGAAAAAGAAAGAAGAACAUGACUCUGCCAAUGGAAGGUACUCCACAGGGAAGUCACACAGGAGAAAAACCUAAUCAGUGUUCAGAAUGUAACAAAAUAUUUAGUAGCAAAUAUUAUGUCCUUGCUCACAUGAGGACGCACACCGGAGAGAAACCUUAUCAGUGUCUAGAAUGUAACAAUGCUUUUACACAUAAAGCUUCUUUGGUUUUUCAUAUGAGGACGCACACAGGAGAGAAACCUUUUCAGUGUCCACAAUGUAGCAAACGUUUUGUACGAAAGGGUGGUUUGGUUCAUCAUAUGAAGACACACACAGGAGAAAAACCUCAUCUGUGUUGACAUUGUAACAAACGUGUUCCAAACAGAGGUUUGGUUGAAAACAUGAAGACACACACAGGAGAAAAACGUUAUCAGUGUCCACAUUGUAGCUAACUAUUUAGUCAAAAGGGUCAUCUGGUUGCACACAUGAGGACUUACACGGGAGAGAAACCUUAUCAGUGUCAUGAAUGUAACCAAAUAUUUUGUUGAAAGUACAAUUUGGUAGAACACAUGUGGACACACGAGGGAGAGGAACAGGACCUGUGGACCAGUAAGGAGAAAGAUCAGCUCCAAGGACUGCAGUCUGAAACUACAGACCCCCAUAUUAACUUCUCUCAGUGUGAAACAGUAUUGUGUUCAGCAGAGGUCUUCUGAAUGUUCCUAUCUUGACCAGACGACAGAGAAGGAGACUUUCUACCCACCAACACAACUGAGGGGCAAAUCAAAGGAGAGUCUCAUGUACAAGACUCGGCAGCACCAGAACCAGGCAGUGACUCUCAGCCCCUCUCUGUUGUAGCUGCAGACUGUUCUGCAGCUCAGAGUUUGGAGGAGGAACAUGGAGGAGUGAUGCCUUUGCUAGAAACGGUCAAUUCAAGCAGAAACAGAGAGAUGAAGAACAUGACUCUGCCCAUGGAAGUUACUCCACAGGGAAGUCACACAGGAGAGAAACCUUAUCAGUGUCUAGAAUGUUAGAAGAGCUUUGCUUGGAAGCGCUCUUUGCUUCAUCAUAUGACAAUACACACUGGAGAGAAACCAAUUCAGUGUCAAGAAUGUAACAAUGCGUAUGGUCAUAAGGCUGCUUUGGUUGUUCAUAUGACGACUCACACAGGAGAGAAACCUUUUCAAUGUCAAAAACGAUUUGCUCAGAAAGGUAAUCUUGUGUGUCACAUGAGAACACGCACAGGAAAGAAACCUCACCAGUGUCAAUAAUGUAACAGAACCUUUGGGAGGAAAUCCAAUUUGGCUGUUCAUAUGAGGAGACACACAGCAGAGAAGAAGUUAAGAAAUAAAUGUCAUUUCAAGUGUGAGGAAUGUAACAAAAGAUUUUGUCUAAGGAAUCAGUUGUAUAAUCAUGGGAGAACACUCAACGUGCAUAUCGGACUCUACCCAUAUCGGUGUCAACAUUGUUGCAGAGGCUUUGGGUCCAAGAGUGCUCUGGUUGUACACAUGAGGAUGCACAUAGGAGAGAAACCUUUUCAGUUUCCACACUAACCAGACUUUUAGUUAAAAAGGUAAUCUGACCACACAUAUGAGGAAACACAAAGGUGAGAUGCUUAUCGAUGUCAGACAUGUAAGAACUCUCAGUUUAAGGUAAUAGUUGGUUAUUCAUGAGUACAUACAGAACAGAUGUCAUAUAAGUGUAAAGAAUGUAACGACAUAUUUCAAAAGAAUUGUACGCAGGUUUAAUGCUUUACGCUGAAAGGUUAUCUGGUUAAUAAAAUAU